Molecule: messenger RNA, 8989 nt
Organism: Petromyzon marinus (sea lamprey)
Lineage: Eukaryota; Metazoa; Chordata; Hyperoartia; Petromyzontiformes; Petromyzontidae
Product: cAMP-regulated phosphoprotein 21-like
Molecular function (GO): nucleic acid binding
Source: RefSeq, a predicted model, not a curated record
AAAACCUAUUCUUGUUUUUUCAUACUUUGAUACUUGCAAAAAGGUUUCAGAUAUGUGCCUUGUAAGACAUUUAAAUGCCCCUGCAGCCCAAUCGCAUAUGAGACUGAUCAUUUUACUUAUAAUCUCAUGCAUCCCUAUUGUGUUGCAAUCUGGCUCCAAGAGACAAAAAAUAUAUAUAAUUUAAACAUGACUGUUGCUUUUAUUAUUACGUUAUAUACUGAUAGUAUUGAUGCAAUUGCUGUUUGUAAAAAAAACAGGAUUUCCACAUAUGUCUCUGCUAUGCUUCACUGUGAUGUGCUGUGUGCCUCUGCUUGCUCACGUCUAUUCCUGCUAUUUUCUGUUUGCAUUCACUGCGCUCACUGUCUCCUGUGUUCCAUUCUCUCUGCUUUCUUUCCGCUGGCAUGGAAAUCUUAACACUGCAACUACUGAAUAGCAAAUUGGGCUUCACUACAUUAGCCAGAAUUUAUGCCUGGACCCCUUAGAACUGCCAGUUUUUGGCUCAUGGAGUGAUCCACGAACAGGCCUGGCAAGUUUCCAGGGUGUGAAUCACCACCAAACUGACGUUGUAUGAUCUACCUAGGGAAUGCCCCUCUUAAAAUAACCUUUUUUUGAAACCUUUGAGACCUGCCAACAUUAGCUGGGGAAGAGUGAAUUGGGCAUAGCAAGGACACACCCCUUGCUAUUUUCUCCACUACAGGUGGAUCAAAAAAAUGCUCCGUCAGCUUCGUCUAAUGGAUUAUCCGACUCGGGGAGUUUGGCUAAUAUCCACUUGGCAGAGAUCAGCCAGAUUCACGUCCGUGUCUGUUUUUGGCUUAGUUGUACCAAAACAAAGCUCUCAGCCGGGUUUAAAUAGUCCUUUGCCAACAUUUGAAUUGCACCCUUAAUCUUUAUUUUAUCAAAAUGGCAACGUCUAUAUUCCAUGCUGAAUUCGUAGUACUGUUUUGUAAGUGUAAUAAAGUUUGCAGACAAAUGAUUCAAGUCCUGUGACAUCGGCCUCAUAAAAAAAUAUGAAUUCCACGUGCGCUUUCCAUUGAUGCAGUGCUUGAUGUACAAAAAAAACAAGAUUCUAUCUUUCAAGACUUUAUUUUUCGAAUAUGUUAAAUGCCAGAUUAAGAGAAUGCAAUUUACACUCGCACAUACCAUAUUCAGUUGCUUUAAGAAAAUAGCGUUUCGACUUUUUACCAUUGCUUUAACAAUAUUAAUGAAUAUUAUUUAAGAAAUUUCACUCCUACUGUGUCGACAUGCAGGAAAGUGCAAUUGUGGUUAAUGCACUUUAACGUUUUGUAUAAAUAUUUGGAUAAUGACAGGCCAAUUGAUUUGUUUUCAUUGUAUGGGUUGAUAUCAAUUCUUAAGGGGGAACCGAAACUGUUGGAUCUGCAGCGGCCAAUUGCAUUACCCCGGCGUUUGCUCGUGCCAACUACUGCCUUUUCCGUGUGACCCGUUUCUCAUUGGUGGAGAUGCAUGCAAUCGUUUGCCAGAGAGUGGAGGUGGUUAUGACAUUUGGGCUCACGACGACAAACAUUGCUUAGAGGAGAAACAUGGGACGUGCGGUGCUGGCCGCUCAGAGUCAGUCUUCCCUGUUGUGCCAUCCACCCCGACAAGGAAACUCGGCGCUCCUGCUACUGGACGCUGCUGCGUCUCACCUUUGUGGCCAAGACCACGAAUACACGUUCUUCUAAAUCAGACCUAAGUUAAACAUAAUUUGGGAUGAUUGAGCCAGAGGAAUUGCCUCUAGUGAUUGAUUCGGACAUCCACAGCAAAGUCCCCGUGGUUGUGGAGAUCAUCCCAGCAAAAGGAACAGAUCGCCCAUUUGUAAGAAGAGAUCUUGUAAAUCCAGUACGACCACUGCGAGCCGGGACAGUCAGCCCUUUGCAUCAGCUGUCUGGUGGCGACUUAACUCAAGUCAAGGUAGAUAAUUCACUGACUAUGGUCAACUCUGGUGGCCAGGGCAUCCAAGGGAGAGCUGAGACGGCUCGCCAGCAGCAGCUGGGAGUUGUGAUAUCUUGUGGCCGACCGGGGUCGGACAAUGACAGUGUCGUCUAUUACGCAACAAAAGACGACGGGCUAGCUGGUGAUUCUGGGCCGCAGGCUGGGCGGCAGACACCUAGAGCGUACGUCGAGAUGCCCAACAUUGUGAUAGAUGCAGAGAUGAGCGCAGUGGAGCCCACAAAGGCGACGGCGUCCCCACCAACCCAGGACCUGAACUAUGCCGAGUUUGCGGACGUAUCCCAUGGAGACGAAGAAGAGGAUGGAGAAGGAAGAGAAGGAGCGAGCAGAAUGAAGGCCACGGCACAUGGCAGCACAGCGCACAAUCAGAGGCACGCCUGUGAGGAGGUCAAUGCGCAGGUGGACGGAGAGCAGCAACGUGAAGGGGAGCUGCCCGUCCAUCCCCUGGAAAACUUCAGUCGGGAAGAGAGGGCCGAGGCUGACUCUCAGCUCGACCUUCCAGCAGACGCACAGAAACGCAUGCAGUCGCAGGUGCAGUCAAGAAAGAGAGCCAAGUCGGGCGUCAAGAUGAAGCUGGUGCGGAGCCUGGCGGUGUGUGACGAACCGUCUCCUCCCCUGGUGGACGGCGACGGCCAAGAGAGCCAGGAGCCUCAGUUAGACAACAGAAACAGGAAAGAAGAAGAGAGGCCAUGCAAGGAGGGCUCCGGCAAGGAGAAACUAGCAGAGAAGGCUCUGAGUGACAAACCCGAGAAGGCGGCUCCCAAGGCACAGAAAGUACUCUCCCGAGAUUCUAGCCAGGACUACACUGACUCAACGGGUGUGGACGUGCACGAGUUCUUGGUGAACACGCUCAGAAACAACCCCAGAGACAGAAUGAUGCUUCUGAAGAUGGAGCAAGAGCUCACCGACUUCGUACAAGACAACAAGCAACACUAUAGGAAAUUCCCACCGAUGACGUCGUACCACCGCAUGCUCGUGCACCGUGUAGCUGCCUACUUCGGGAUGGACCACAACGUGGACCAGACGGGCAAGGCCGUGGUGGUGAACAAGACGCCCAGCACGCGCAUCCCUGAGCAGAGGUUUUCCGAGCAUUUUAAAGAUGAUGGUCCGUGUGAUGAAGCUCAGAAGCGUUUCAUUCUAAAGAGGGACAACUCCAGCUUGGACAAAGAUGACAUGCAGCGCAUCCGGCUGCUGCAGGGCGAGCGGCGCAGCAAGUCAAUUGAGGAGCGGGAAGAGGAGUACCAGCGUGCCCGAGAGAGAAUCUUCGCUCAGGAUGCCAUAUCUGCGCAAGACACUCCUCAGAUUGAAAUCAGAAUCCAGGAGGAUGGCAGCACCCCUAAUAGCACUCACAAACGGCGGCAAAUGUUUAGAAGCCGGAAGGACAGCGGGCGGCUCUCCAACGGGGGGCGACAGAGCAGCACUGACACGGAGUUGAGGCCCUCGGAGCCCCGGCCCUGGAGCAGCACAGACUCGGAGAGCUCGGGCCACCGGCUGUCACGGCCAGCUGUCACCAAGGCCAGUAGCUUCGGCGGCAUCUCAGUGCUGGUACGCGGGGACAGCACCUCGAGCAGCAACAAGAGCUCUGUGGGACGGCUCUCCAAAACCGGCUCUGAGUCAUCCAGCAGUGUGGGGUCGUCCUCAGGCUCGCUUGCUCGCCCUGCCGAGACAUCCACCACAGCCGCCCCCAGUGUCCCAGGCCCCAUGCCCAGUGGCCUCGUUGGCUCGGGAGGGAUGGCCGUUGGGAUGGGCCCGCCCGCCGCCAGCGGCCCCAGCUAUUACCUGUUGCACCUGGACUCAGCGGGCAUUCCACCCGGCAGCAUUCUCAUAAACCCACAGACAGGGCAGCCGCUGCUGAAUGCGGAUGGGUCCCUGGCAGUGUACAACCCUCCCACCGGGCAGGUACAGCAACCGCAGCAGCAGCAGCAGCAGCAGAUAGCCACACAGAUGGUGGGGCCUGGUACCUGCCAGCAGUUGCUCCACCAACGACCAAAUCCACAGCAGCGACAGCAACUCCCCCACCAGGCCGCACAGUGCGUGGCACUCGCGUCCCAGCCUGGCUCAUACCCACUGGCAUCCUACGCUCCCAGCACAGCCACCCACCACCCUGCGGCCCCCACGCAGCCGCUAAUGCCUGUACUUCACACCCAGCAGCAGCAGCAGUACCACACGCCAGAGGAGCUGGGCCCACACUUUGGCCAAAUGAGCCUGAAUCGUCAGACGUCGGGUGACACGCUGGAUGCCAUGCAGCCGCACGGCCACGCGGCCAUGUGCCCCGUCAUGGUGCAGGGCUCCCAGCAGCCUGCCUACAUCGGAGUGUCUGGCAUCUCAGGCCUGCUGCACCAAGGGGGUUUCCACAUGGGAGCGUCAGCAGGACCCACAGGGCAGGGCAGUACUGGGCAGCAGCCAGGCCUCCAGCAGCAGCAGAGCUAUGGGCAAGCCCAGCAGCAUGGUCAGAUGACCGUUUACUUCUGCCCUCCAUCCCCAUAUCCUCCACCGGGGCAGCAGUACCGGGGUGGAGCUACCAUGCAGUAUAGUGGUUCUCGCGGCCAGCAGCCGAGUUAUCAGCCCAUGAGUGCGGUGCCACAGCCUGCCUACGUGAGCAUGCAGCCACCGCCGGGCCAGGGCAUGAUGCCGGGGCAGCAGGGAGGCCUGGCGCACCCCAUGCCUGGGGCCCUGGGAAGUCCAGUGCAGGGGCCCGUUGGCAGCACCUUGCAAGGAAUGAUGAGCCACUACCCUCCCAUGUCGGCGUAUCACAUGGCUCAGGCUGCCCCCUUGGGGCCCGUGCCCCCACCCCCUCCCCCUCAACAGCAGUACCAGCAGCCCGUGCUUCUCAGUGGACAGCCCCACGGCACCAUGCCUCCCAUGUUCUGCAGCAUGGGCCAGCCGGCCCUGCAGAGCAAUCUAAGUGGUUCAGUUCUAGGCUACCUGCAGCCCCCUGGCAUGGAGCAGCUGCAGUUUCCAAGAACUCAGUCCCCCGCCGCCUCCCAACCCCCGCACGGGCAGCACUACGCAGUGUUCGGCUACGUACAAGGACAACGGCCGCCCUCACCACUCGUGCAGCAGCACCAGCAGCAUCAACAUCAUCACCAUGGGCUGGCGCAGGCUCACAGGGGCCCGUCCGCAAGCCACGUUCCAGCGGGACUCUCUGGAGGCCCACCUACUGCCGCGCCGGCAUCGCACAUGGGCUCUAAGUCCCCGCCCACGGCGCUCACCCUCGUGCCAGGUCUGUCGCCGGGAGGGCAUGGCGUGUUCCUGAUGCAGCUGAGUCUGCCGAGUGGGGCCCACCCAGCGCACGCACCGUCUCCCACGCGCUGGGGCCAACGCCGAGGCCUGAGCCUCGAUCAGAGGCUGCCUCGAGGAGCCGAGUUCAACCACGCCGACUUCCCUGUCCAGGGAAGCCCUCACCUCCACAGCCCCAUGCUGUCGCCGUCGCAGUCGCCCUCUUCCACUCCGCUGGCCGCCCUGGGCUCCAUCCGCUCAGGACUCCUGCCCCUGCCCAUGGUGCAACACCGGCAUAUUGCGCCCAUGCAUGGCGAUAUCCGAUAUCCACUGCUGGGCCCUCAUUUGCAGUACAACUCCCAGCCGUGCAGCUUGCAGCCACAAACCCCACACUCCAUGUCUAUGCAGCAGGUGAGGCUUGGCGGACGAGGGAGGCGGAUGCCACACAAAGCACUCUCCGAGGACGCCAGCUCCGUGGAGCCAGCAGUGCUGGGCGGGGGUGCCACGCUGGAGGUGACCGACCUGCCGGCUGGGAUCUAUCGCUCCGAGGUUGACUCGCUCCUCAGCAAGCUCUCGGCCGCCGGUGGUGAGCUGCACUGGUUCAGGGACGCCACGUCGGAUGACGUAGUGGCCACCGCCAUUCGUCCCAACAGACACUCCGGCGCCGCCAGUGACGUGACUAAGCCUCAGUGGGAGGCGCCAGCCAGGGACUGCACGCCGCACUGGGAACCGAGCGAGGCCUCCACGCGUGGUGCCGCCGCCGUGCCAUCGCAGCCGAAUGCGCACCGGAAGGCGAACCCAGCGACGGCGUCCAAGCACGCGGACACCAACGCUGUGAGCGCGUUCCAGGGGAAUGGCGCGUACCCCGACACAAGCAGCCAGGGGCACGGCAAGAGCGAGGUGAAGCCCCACACGGGCACCGAGCCCACCCAGAGGCACGGCGGCAGCAAGGGGCACCAGCAGCAGGACGUGGCAGACCGGCAUGACCGGAACCUGGCCUCCAACCACAAAGUAGUGGCGGUGUUCCCCAGCCACCAGCAGGCCCAGGCUACCUUGGCCAGGCUUGGCCACGGCCCCAGCAAAGGGUAUCGAUUGAGGCCGUUCUGGUACCGUUAAAAGGAGCUGGCCCCCAUGGAGAGGGCCAGCUCCCUAGAGAGGGCCAGCUCACACUAGCGCAGAGCGACCUGGCCAGGGUGAAGACCCACACGCGCGCACACUCUUAUGCACGUGUAAAACCACACGCGGGAUCGAAACGAGUAAAUGUAUACAAGGAGUCCAUACUCUUUGGUUCUUUCGGUAAAGUCACGUAGAAAAACAAUAAUAGAUCACGUCGUUUCGAUCGCCACACAGGCGGUCGUCCUCACCUGAGGACGACCGCCUGUGUGGCUGCUUGCGUGGCGAUCGAAACAAGGAGCACACACGCCACGAACACGUUCAAUUACCAUGACCCAGCACACAGAACUUACUUUUUAAAGGAGCCCCUUUUGUUCUCACUAAAUGCACAAGUUCAUAUUGUCCUUGCCGUAGAACACUUGGUUGUUUUAUUGCAUCAUUACAUUUCUGCCAUUUUAUUUUUGUAUUUUGAAAAAGGUUUAUUUCAACAUUAUAUGCAAGAGUUUAACAAAUAUAUAUAACGUCUGAUAACAUGAACAGCCAAUACUGCUGAGACGCCAAUGAGAUUCGAUGCCGCAGAUUCAGUAUUAAAGUCGACUCGCGCAGGUGAUGCUGGUGGGAGUCGCUGCCCAGCAGAAGGAGCUUUUCUGGUCGCUCAAAUUCAGCGGAAAUCUCCAGUAUCCAGCGCUGCCACUCUCCAGGCAUUUAAAAUGACUGCAAAGCAACAUCCUCUGGCGGUGCACGUGCCGCACCCACUCGUUGAGAGUGGUUUCGCGGUUCCUACCGUCGCAGUUUCAGCUGCACAGGCGCGCGACCUAAAUUUGCAUGCUGUGACGCAGCAGCGUUGUCACGCGCAGACGCCGCAACAAUCUGCGUGGGAUUAGUUUGCAAAUGUUUUGCUCGGCAGCCAGCUGCAAUUCUUUGAAACGUUUUUUUUGUUCUCCAGCAAUGGCUCCUGCUGCUUAAUAACAUGCCCAUGUGGACAUUCUCUUUUUUGCAUGAUGGUCCAUUUCAUCGUUAGCUGCGUUGCUUAUUUUGUGUGUCCGAUUUCUUUGUGUUUGGCAUUUUUUUUGGGGGUGGGGGGCAAGGUUUUCCUCGAUUUGUUUAUAUGCUUAGAAAAUUCCCACACCAUAUACACAGCUCAACAUGGCAUGGGUUCUGCAGGCACUACAUUUGAGAAAAUCACGAAAGUAAAAAAAAUGUGUCCCAUCAAGUCAUCACAGGUAUAUUUUAUGGUAAAAGGGCCCCCUUUUUUUAAGGAUUCACAUCCAUUCAGAGAUUGGUGCUGCACUCUGUGAUCUAUCGCGUAAUUCCUUCGAUGCUGGUUGGAGACACUUAUACUUUUUUAUGUUAAUAAUGGUGUUAUCAAGGUGUUGUAAAGAUGUAGGCACGGGACAGCAUGUUAACAUCUAAUCACAUGGGUUCAUCCCUGCGCUGUCGGGUAGAACUAUGUUUAAUACGCUGAGUUUAUCUUGUGCCUCUCGGCAUCAAACCACAAUUUGAAUAUUUUCCUUUGAACAUCAGGCGAGAAACAAACAGCACAGUGGGUGUUGGAAUUAAAGUAAGACUGAUCAAAUCCAUCCAAACCUGCCGAGUAGUGCACAAGAGCACAGUGGGGCAGUCCUGAGUGCAACUCCGCACCGGUUGCAGUGAGUGAUCGACAGCCUCCACGUUAACCUAAAGAUAGGUGAAAAAAAUAAGUCAACAUUUUGUUCCAUUGGACACCUCUGGGAAAUGUCGGUGUUGAAUUAUUGCCACACCGAUGUUUUUCUCCAACUUGUGCUUAUUUCCUUUUGGAUGUUUUGUUGUUGUAAAGUUUAAGCAAAAAUUCUGAUGCACAGUUGCGGGAGAUUGCCUCUUUAGUGUUGCGCUGAAGUGCGUGCGUGGCCCUCCGUAAAAGCUGCGUCGGCGCACUCGCCACAGAGCCACUUUCAACGGAGUGAACGGUUCCAUUCUUGCAGCUGCUUGGUAAUUUUUUCCCGGUGACAUUUUCAAGAUUUAUUUCAAAAUAAACCCAACUCAUUUUGAGAGAGAGAUAAACAAGAGAGACAAACGAAGGAACAUUGCAAUACCUGUUCUUUUUUUUAUAACUUAAGCCACUCCGGGCACUCUUCGUGGAACAGAGGUCAUGAAUCUCAUUGGCUUUCACUGGUGAAAUAAAGGACGGUAAAGUGAGUUUUUUGUUUUGUGAAUCAUCAGCUGCAGGCAUCGGUAACCACGCCACCAUGCAUCCCCUCUUCCGUUCACUCACGCGGCUCAUUCCCUCCCACAAACACCAGCGUGGCAAAGGCGGCAGGAGGCUCCCACCCGGCCGAGCCAGAAGCACGGAACCUCUGCUCCAGUGCAGCUCACCUGCUGCCGACAUCCCGCUGUGCACUCAUUGGCGUUAUUUGGCUCUGUACAAUGCCGAAUUGGAUGUUUGUUGCUCAUGCGCACACGCGGGGCAGCGUCCGCUUGGGUGCCCCCGACCCUUUUUAGGUUUUGAGUUGCGCUGAACCCGCGGCAUCAUUUCUGCCCGGCGUGACCCUCCAUGUGGUCGCAGCAUCCGCGACACUUUUCUCUCUCGAGGUUCAAUGUUUCUCGACACUCCCAGAUGUAGCCGCCACGAGCCGACGUCGUCAGUUCAGUUGUACAUUAUGUAAUUGUUGUGAUAACCAAACUAAAUUAUAUUAAAGAACAAGAAAUUGAAUAAAGUGUAACGUUUGGCCCA